UCUUCUCCUCUUGAGUCCAUUGGUUUGGUGAAGUUCUUAUUCGGUUCUCUAACCCCACCCCACCUCAUCCUCUGGAUUGAAAUGGAUGCAGAAAUGCUGGAAAUAUUCCGCAUCUCAAGACACACCUGUGGAGAGAGAACAGUUAACUUGUUAGGACGGUGACCCUUUAUCAGAACUGGAAAGAAGAGAUACACGAGUCUGGUGAACUGGCACAGUGGCUACAGCUUAGCAAGUGAGUGAAGUAGCCAUGGGCAGUCUCAAUGAUCCAGAAGAUACAUACAUUGCAGUGAUUCGUCCUAAGAAUGCGGCUAGUUUGAAUUCUCGUGACUAUCGAACAAAGUCUUAUGAAAUUCUACUGCUAGAAUUGCAAAAUGAAGGCAAUGAAAAAAAGAGGAAGAAAGUUUUGUUGCAAACAAAAUUGAAAAGAGAUGAAAAUAAGGGACAAGACGUUCUGGAUUUUGUAGUUGAAACCACCAAGCUUACAUCUCCAAACAACCAAGGAAUUAAAGGUAAACGUGUGGUGCGGAUCAAAGAAUUCCCUGUUCAUGGAGAGAACACUAGCAGAUCAGCUUCACUUUACGUUGUGCCAGCUGCAAUUAAAGGUAAUAAUAGCAAGAUAUCUUAUUGCCUUGGAGUGCCAAGUUUUUACUGCUUCCAGGAUAUUAUGCGUGUGUGUAGUGAAACCAGUAGUCAUUUUUCUACCCUCAGUGCAAAAAUGUUGAUUGCUUUGGACAAGUGGCUGGCAGAGCAGCACACCAUCUCCCAUGCCAUUCCGGGUCUUUUUAGGCCAUCUCCUCUUGACAGAAUCAAGUCUUGUGUUGCAAACCCUGCUUAUGUAAAUGAAAUGGAUCAAGGUGAAAAUACGUUGCAUGUGGGCUACACUGCUUUGGAAAUAAAAAGCAAAAUGAAGGCACUGGAGAAGGCUGAUCUCUGUAUCUACAAUCCACUUUUUGGAUCUGACUUGCAGUACACGAAUAGGGUAGACAAAGUAGUCAUAAACCCAUAUUUUGGUCUGGGAGCUCCUGAUUAUUCCAAGAUACAGAUUCCAAAACGUGAGAAAUGGCAGCGCAGCAUGAGUAGUAUUAUGGAGGACAAGGAGCGACAGUGGGUGGAUGAUUUUCCCCUGCAUCGCAGUGCCUGUGAAGGUGAUACGGAGUUAUUAAGCAAGCUACUGGAUAGUGGCUUUUCAGUAAAUCAGUUAGACAGUGAUCAUUGGGCUCCCAUUCAUUAUGCUUGUUGGUAUGGAAAAGUUGAAGCUACUCGAUUCCUAUUAGAAAAAGGAAAGUGUAACCCCAAUCUUCUAAAUGGGCAACUCAGCUCCCCGCUACAUUUUGCAGCUGGUGGAGGGCGUGCAGAGAUUGUGCAACUCCUGCUGCAGCAUCCAGAGAUUGAUCGGCAUAUUGUGGACCAGCAGGGCAAGACAUCAUUGCAAGUCUGCAAAGAAAACAAACAGAAUGAUUGGGAAAAAACAUUACAACUUCUUACUGAUGCACUGAAUAAGCCAUACGAGAAAGUUAGAAUUUAUCGUACCGAUGGGUCAUAUCGUGCUGUUGAACUGAGGCAUGGAAACAAUACAACAGUGCAACAGAUUAUGGAAGGCAUGCGGCUUUCACAGGAAACACAACAGUACUUUACCAUCUGGAUCUGUUCUGAAAACCUCAGUUUGCAACUCAAGCCAUAUCAUAAAUCACUUCAGCACCUGCGAGACUGGCCGGAAAUUGUUAUGGAAUUAACAUGCCUUGAUCCUCAUUUGGAAAAGCCACAACUUUUCCUGCGCAGGGAUGUGCGACUUCAGCUAGAAACUGAGAAGAAGGUGGACGAUCCAUUGGCUAUCCUCAUUCUAUUUGAUGAGGCACGUGGCAACCUGCUGAAAGGGUUAUAUCCGUGUGCUGACAGUCAGUUGAUAAUUUUGGCUGGUCUCCUCCUUCAAAUCAUCUAUGGAAAUUAUGACAGUAAAAAGCAUAAGCAAGGAUUCCUUAAUGAGGAAAAUCUGAAAUGUAUAUUACCAUGCACCAAGGUGAAAAGCAAGGGUCCACAUUGGAUUGGUAGGAUUCUACAGGAGUAUAAGGGCCUAAGCAGCCGUGAAGGGAUCAGUAAGGAAAUGCACCAUCUUCAACGCCUCUUCCUGCAAAUUUGCUGGGAAUUUCCAACCUAUGGAGCAGCUUUUUUCACGGGACAAAUAUAUACCAAGGCUAGCUCAAGUGGUCAUAAGGUUGUCAAGGUCUAUGUAGGUGUAAACACAAGAGGUCUGCAUUUGCUCAACAUGGAAACUAAGGCUUUGCUGAUUAGCCUUAAGUAUGGCUCCCUCAUGUGGCAGUUGGGUGAAGCAGAUGCCUACUUUCAAAUUCACAGUUUGGAAAAUAAAAUGAGCCUUGUUGUACACACGAAGCAGGCUGGUCUAAUUGUGAAGUUACUGAUGAAACUAAGUGGCCAGCUGAGUGUAAAUGAAAGAAAUUUGACAGAGAGACAUGGAUAUGGAUAACCAUUAAUUACCAGUAUGGCUUACCUUGAGCAUGUAUUCUUGAUGUCCUAAUGUGUUUUGUUGAUAAGAAAUUAAGAACAAAAAUGCCAUUGUCACUGUGUAUUUUAAAAAAUGUAUAUUUGUAUGAUACUGAAGAAUCACAAAUAUUGUAUUUCUUUUCCAUGUGUCUGUUGCUUUAACAAAUGUUUCAUGUGUAUCAACUGUCUAUUAGAAUAUUUGCAUUACUUCAUUUUGCUAAAGAAAUUUAAAUUUAUUUUGAAAUUGGAACAAAUGCCAUCCACAAAGUUUGCAUUGAUGUAAUAGUUGUGUUGUUAAAUACUUUUUUUAUACAAAGCAGUUUAGAAAUACACCUAGCCACUUUGCUAGGUACAUCUGUACCUAAUAACACAAAUAUCUAAGCGGUCAAUCUUGUGGCAGCAACUCACUGCAUAAAAGCAUGCAGAGAUGCUCAAGUGCUCAGUUGUUCAGAUCAAACGUCAGAAUGGGGAAUAAUGUGACCUAAGUGAUUUUGACCAUGGAAUGAUUGCUGGUGCCAGGCAGGAUGGUUUAAGUAUCUCAGGAACCAUUAAUCUCAUAUGAUUUUCACACACAACAGUUUCUAGAGUUUACAGUGAAUGGUUGUACAAAACAAAAAAAAUCCAGUGAGUGGCAGUUCAAUGGGUGAAAACACCUUGUUUUGAGAGAAGUUGGAGGAGUAUGGCCAGACUGAUUCAAGCUGACAGGAAGGUAACCAUGCAUUACAACAGUUGUGUGCAGAAGAGCAUCUCUAAAUGCACAGUACAUCAAUUCUUGAAGUAGAUGGGCUGCAGCAAAAGACCACACUGGGUUCUAAGGUGUACCUAAUAAAAUGGCCCCUGAGUGUAUUGUAAUAUUAAAGUCUUCAUGCAAUUAGUUAUAAAAUAAAAGAUGACUUCAAAAAUUGUUUAUUAAUUACUUCAUGGUUUAUUAUUAUAAAAAUGUUAUUUUGGAAAAUACCAGAUUAAGUGCUAGAUCAAAUUUGUUAUGAAUUAGCUUUUUAAUUUAAUGGAUUGUUUAAAAAAGCCAGUAUGACGAAGGGUCUCGGCCUGAAACGUCGACUGUGCUUCUUCCUAUGGAUGCUGUCUGGCCUGCUGCGUUCCACCAUCAUUUUGUGUGUUGUUGAUAUGAUUUAGGGCUUUGCCUCAAUGUUUUAUAAUUAAAUUAUUUUAUUUCAAUAGCAUACAUUAGUUAGAGUACAUUUAAAUAUACCUUUUUAAAUUUUGGUGAGCAUAUAAAGCUACAAUGGUUGGUUGACAUGUUGGGGCUUUGAAUGAGUCAAAUGGAAAUGGGACCUGAAGAUGUAACACUGAGUACAAAGAAACAUAGGGAAGGCCUGGUGGGAAAAUCUUCCUGAACAUACAGUAUGUUGAGUUUUUAUGCCUUUUAAAUAAUAGCAGGUGUUUCACAAAUUUCUGCUAUUACAGUUGCAGAGCUUACUUCAGUAUUUUGGGUGUGAAUGGUUUCAUAGAAUUACACAUUUGCAAAGGGACCACAUCUUGCUGACGAGAUCUAUUCUGAAUAUUCGAUCACUUGUUGGAACAAGGUUCACAUUAGUAUUCUAAUAGCUUCUGAAUACACAACCCAGAUGCCACCUGUUGCCACAGUACUGUGAUGACUGGCUGUUUUUAUACAAAAACACUGCAGUUAUUGUCUUGACCAUGUUUGAAAUGCUAAGUGACAAAAUAGUCAUUCUGGAACCUUUAUUUUUUCUCAUUCUGAAGGACACAAUGUGCUCCCUAUAUCAGUGAAACAAUGGUGCAAAACAUCUUGUCAUUUUAAGAUGUUUAAUGCCUGGCCCAGACCUAGACCCAUUGUAUAUACAUGACUGGUUUUUUGAUGCAUUUCAGUUAACUCAGCACUAUUUCUGUGUUUGGCCAUCUGCCAAAAUGGAAUUUCCCGAUGGCCAGCCAUUUUAAUUCCUAUUCCAUUCCGAUCUGUCAGUCCAUAGCCUCUACUUUUGACAUGACAAAGCCACUGUCAGGGUGGAGGAGCAACAUCUCAUCUUCCAUCUAGGUAGCCUCCAACCAGAUAGCACAUUGAUUUCUUCUUCCAGUAAUUUUUCUCCCUUGCCCUUCCCUGUUCUUCUAUACCCAACUCUGAUCUCUUGCCUCUUCUCUUCACGGUGCCCCAUUUCAAAGAUUUCAAAGGUGCAUUUGAUGUCAGGGAAAUGUACACAAUAUACAUCCUGAAAUACUUUUUCUUCGCAAUCAUCCACAAAAACAGAGGAGUGCCCUCAAAGAAUGAAUGACAGUUAAAUGUUAAUUCCUAAUAAGGGAGAGAGGGGUGUCUCCGUUUCACAGUGAGAGAGGAGACAUAACAAACAACUUGCUGAUUUAUGAUGUUAAAAGUUUGUUGCGUUGCUUCUUCCAAGCUCUGUGCCGAUCUUCCAUCUUCCACAAUACCCCAGAUUUCUUCAGAGACUCUGACCGCCUGUUUCCAGAGCCACAAGAUCCCGGAACUCCGAAGGCGAAGCAAUCUCUGAGGCCGCAUCCUUGGCAUAUCGAAUAACGGCCAGUCAUGAGACCCCGAGAGUGGGUCCUAUUUCCGCAAAGAACCGUAGUCAGCAUAUAACUCCAGAUCAGGGUCUUCAAAAGAGUAGGAGGAGGAGAAGAUGGCGGCGCGACGCAGCACGCGCGGCUUCUCCAGUGAAUGAUAUCUGUAAUCUGUCAAGAAGGGUACCGUGCACAAUUCUGAUUUGAUGGAGACAGACGUGAGAGUACGGAGGAACAUCUGGAGAAACUUCUGAAAUGACCACUUUGCUGCCGCUGCUACUGUGUGAUAACCGGAAUCUCCGGAGCAGAAGGCUUUGCUUGUUUCAGCGGCCGGGGCGAGGUCGAAGGCGCUUGGCAGAGGAUGGUGCUCUAUAUCGGAGGGGCUGGUCAGAGGCUCAAAGUUUUUGGAUGGACGGACUCAGUGUCAGCUGUGGUUGGGUGCUUCCAAUGCACCGGCAGUUGUCGGUGCCUGGAGGUUUAUGGCAGGGAGUUUCUCCCUUUUGCCACCUGCUAUUAGGGACUCAGGAGUCGAUCGGGACUUGAGAGACUUUUUUUUAACCGUGCCCAUGGUCUGUUCUUUAUCAAAUCAUGGUAUUCCUUUGCACUGCUGUAACUAUAUGUUAUAAUUAUGUGGUUCUGUCAGUGUUGGUCUUUGGUUUGUCCUGUUUUUCUGUGAUAUCACUCUGGAGG
Messenger RNA from Mobula hypostoma (lesser devil ray), 5682 nucleotides. It is a transcript of the gene krit1, whose product is annotated as KRIT1 ankyrin repeat containing. Gene Ontology annotation, cellular component: cytoskeleton; plasma membrane. The record is from RefSeq and is a predicted model, not a curated record. Gene Ontology annotation, biological process: negative regulation of angiogenesis; regulation of establishment of cell polarity; cell redox homeostasis. Gene Ontology annotation, molecular function: protein binding. The transcript is spliced from 17 exons. The coding region runs from base 248 to 2482 and encodes 744 amino acids. Lineage: Eukaryota; Metazoa; Chordata; Chondrichthyes; Myliobatiformes; Myliobatidae.